AUGGGCGGCAAAGCUCUCCUCGCCCUCCUCCCGCACGCCACAUUUCCCCGUCUCUCUCCUGCGCUCUACAACGCCAUAAAAUCACAUCUACACGCACGGCUCUCUCCCCUCUUCGACAGGGUUACUAUCCCCCAUGAGGCACCAGAAAAACUUGACCAUGGGGACAUCGAUUUCAUUGUAGCUUCUCCUCAGCCAGGUUUAAAGCAUCACGACGUUGAGCGUGCCCUCGGGACGACGUCGCAGCAUAGUAUACCUAGUCCUGAGGUGGGCGCAGGGACGAGUCAUUUUGCUCUGUCGCUAGCUUUACUGGAGCGGGAGCUUGGCUUUGUUGAGGAUGGUGCUAGCCAUAUCAUACCUCACGAAGAUUCCAGCCUUGUUACAAAGGCAGAUGUGGACGGACGAUACGUCCAAGUGGAUGUGCAUCUCUGUCCUGACGUAGAAGACUUCGAGCGCGUCGUCUUCUUUCAUGGGUAUGGUGAUCUUGGUAUGAUUAUGGGCGCUCUGGCGAGGAGCGUUGGCCUGCAGCUUGGCUCUAAAGGACUCAAGAUUUCUUCGCCCGCCCUUGCACCCACAUUCUCCACGUCGUUCCAGCUCUCAUCGACCUUUCGUCCAAUUCUUGCCUUCUUCGGACUCUCCCUUGCUCGAUGGGAACAAGGCUUCGAGACCCAGAUCUCCGCGUUCGAAUGGAUUGCCACUUCGCCAUUCUAUGAUCCUCGCAGGAUCGCUUCGCGCGACUCAGACAAUCCGUCACGGGAGAGAAGCCUUCGUGACAGAAAAAUCUAUCAAGCGUUUUGGGCGUGGAACGAGUCGCAGGCUCGGCCACAAAGUCCUCAUUCCGGGUUCAUGUCUUCGGUUGAUGGCGAUGGCGAGGUUAUGUUACAACCUGAAGAACGAUCCACUUUUGUAGCAGGCGUGCACGAGGAAGCUCUGGUCUACUUCGGUAGGAAAGCUGAGCAUGACGAGUUAAUGGAGCGGAACCAAAGGCGAAUCAAGUUCAAGAAAGCCUGGAACGGGACGAAUGUGGGUGAGUGGACUGGGUGGUAUGGAUCCGAUGUUGGGAGGGUGAUGAAGCUUGUUAGAGAAUGGGUGGGAGGUGAGGAGGUUAUGAUGAGUGAGAAGAUGGGGGAGGAGCGGUUGAAGGAGAUGGUUUUGUUGGCGAAGGUCGAGGUGGAGAGGCGGAAGACUUUGGAUAAAGAGGCGUUACCUGAGUAG
Molecule: messenger RNA, 1212 nt
Organism: Stereum hirsutum FP-91666 SS1
Lineage: Eukaryota; Fungi; Basidiomycota; Agaricomycetes; Russulales; Stereaceae
Exons: 2
Coding region: 1-1212 (403 amino acids)
Source: RefSeq, a predicted model, not a curated record